UUUGCCAAGCCCAGCAAAGAGAUCUGGGAGAGGGAGGUCCCGUUUAGACGCAAAGUCCAGGACUCCGAAAGAGCUAUUUCCUGCAGCUCCUUGGGGACUGCCUUGUCUCACCCCGUCUGAGUUUGCUCUGAGGGAAUUUAGCAGCAAGACAGGAAGAAGAGGCUCUCCAGGAGGCCCGGGGGCCCACUCUGCUUAUCGCUCCCCACCCCCCCGCUGCACCUCCACUUCAAUGCCCCGCAGGUCGCGGGCUGCUGCUCUUCCGAAGGCGGCGGAGGACCACGGGCGCCCCAGUCACGGCUGACUCGGACCCGCGCCGGUGACGCCUGAUCCGCGCGCCCUUGGGCACCGACGCCCGUGCGCCCAGAGCGUCCCGGGGCGCUCCAGCCCGUUUCAGGCCCUCGAGAAGCAGCCCCGGCCGGGAUGGCCCCGGGCCGGGCGGUGGCUGGGCUCCUAUUGCUGGCGGCCGCGGGCAUCGGAGGCACGGCGGUGGGGCCCGGGCUCGCCUUUAGCGAGGAUGUGCUGAGCGUGUUCGGCGCGAAUCGGAGCCUGUCGGCGGCGCAGCUCGCGCGCCUGCUGGAGCAGCUGGGAGCCGCCCCCGAGGAGGGUGUCGCCGAGCCUGGGCAGCUGCACUUCAAUCAGUGUCUAUCAGCUGAAGAGAUCUUUUCCCUUCAUGGCUUUUCGAAUGCUACUCAGAUAAGCAGCUCCAACUUCUCUGUCAUCUGUCCAGCAGUCUUACAGCAACUGAACUUCCAUCCAUGUGGGGAUCGGCCCAAACACAAAACAAAACCAAGUAUUUCCGAAGUUUGGGGAUAUGGACUCCUGUCAGUGACAAUUAUUAAUCUGGCAUCUCUCCUCGGAUUAAUUUUGACUCCAUUGAUAAAGAAAUCUUAUUUCCCUAAGAUUUUGACCUUUUUCGUGGGUCUGGCUAUUGGGACUCUAUUUUCAAAUGCCAUUUUCCAGCUUAUUCCAGAGGCAUUUGGAUUCAAUCCCAAAAGUGACAACUAUGUUGAGAAGGCAAUUGCUGUGUUUGGUGGAUUUUACAUGCUUUUCUUUUUUGAAAGAGUGCUUAAGAUGUUAUUAAAGACAUAUGGUCAGAAUGAUCAUACCCACUUUAGAAAUGAUGACUUUGGUCCUUCUCAUGAGAAAACUCAUCAACCUAAAACGUUACCUGCCAUCAAUGGUGUGACGUGUUAUGCAAAUCCGGCUGUCACAGAGCCUAAUGGACACAUCCAUUUUGAUAAUGUCAGUGUGGUAUCUCUACAGGAUGGCAAAACGGAGUCAAGUUCGUGUACCUGUUUGAAGGGACCCAAACUGUCAAAAAUAGGAACAAUCGCCUGGAUGAUAACGCUCAGUGACGCCCUCCACAAUUUCAUAGAUGGCCUGGCGAUUGGGGCUUCCUGCACCUUGUCCCUUCUUCAGGGCCUCAGUACUUCUAUAGCAAUUCUGUGUGAAGAGUUUCCUCAUGAGUUAGGAGACUUCGUGAUCCUACUCAGCGCAGGAAUGAGCACUCGGCAAGCCUUGUUAUUCAAUUUCCUUUCGGCGUGUUCCUGCUAUGUCGGGCUAGCUUUUGGCAUUUUGGUGGGCAAUAAUUUUGCUCCAAAUAUUAUAUUUGCCCUUGCUGGAGGCAUGUUCCUCUAUAUUUCUCUGGCAGAUAUGUUUCCAGAGAUGAACGAUAUGCUGAGAGAAAAGAUAACUGGAAGAAAAACCGAUUUUACUUACUUCAUGAUUCAGAAUGCUGGAAUGUUAACUGGAUUCACAGCCAUUCUGCUCAUUACUUUGUAUGCGGGAGAAAUCGAAUUGGAGUAAUGGGAAAUGAAAGAUGGUGUUAUUAAUGAAGGCAUUUAAUAAAUAAAAACAUCUCCAAAGGGAUAUUUAAGCUGAUCCUAUUUAGUUCAAAGAUAAUCUUGUUUUCAACUGUAGGUCAAGAAAACUGAUUAUUGGUUUCAGAUCUGUUAAAUAGGCCAUUAUCUGUUGUGAAAAAUGCUUCAAAGUGUUUUCAGUUCCCGUCCAAAAAGGCUGGGACACGCGAUCUUUGGUCAAUACCCACUUCUUCCUCUUUCAUGCAUUCUGUGACCACUUAGACACCCAGACCCAGAGAAAAAUACGAGCUAGGUUGUAUAAGCCUUUAAACCUCCAUGGCAGGCUCAAAAGCUCACGCGGUUUCAGAGUGGUUUUCUUUCAGUUAAUUUGUUCCAGUGAUUUCACGACAAGUACAUUAAAAUGUGGAAGAGGAUUGACAUGUAUACAACACAGAUAGAAUGAUUGCAAGGCCUUAAUGAGCCAGGAAAGAAAGAUUGCUUACAGCUUCUGUUCUGUUUUAUGUACCCGUUAGGGACUCGUAGGAUUGUUUUAAAAACCAUCCUAAAAAAAUGUGAAUUAUGAUACCAGUAAAGUUUUGUCAGCCCUACUAAGUUCAGACUUUAUCUCACAUCUUAUCGCUAAGUGAAAGCUCUGCCAGAUCCCACACAAAUCCAGAAUUAAUUUUUUUAAAUGACUUAGGUUGCAAUCGCACCAAGGCACACGGCAGAAAGUGUGAGGCUGGGGCUGCUCGGCUUCAGGAUACCGUGCAUUUUUGCUUUGUGAAGGGAAAGACUAUGUUGGUUUAUAGAAAGAAACUGAAUGUAAUUUUAAGCAAUUUACUUUUAAAAAUAAACACAAUUAUUUAGCAGAGGAUAUUUUAAAUAAAUGCAAAAUAACAGGCAGACCACUGUAUGGCAAGGACUGAUUAACUAGAAAACACAUUCCUUAAUGGAUAAUUGAGAGCGAUCGGUAAAGACUUCUGUGUUCAGUCUACAUUUUUUCUAUAUGGCAUACCUUGAGGAAAACUUCCACACACCAUGGUUAUUUUUGUACCUCUUUUAGGUGAUAGGGCCUAUUUGCUCCCUUAGCAGCUAUAGAAAGCUGGUCUGCAGUUGAACAUCCUGACCCCAAUUCACACUCCCACGGCACUUCAGGGGAGAUGAUUGACAGUGAGGAAAGUGAUGGAUAAAAGCCAACAAUGACCUCAGGAAUCACAUUUUCCCACAGGCCAUACAGUGAUGUCACACAGCAACAAUGCAGAUUAGAUCAACGUUUAACACGUCUGUUAAUGUAGAAUUCACUUUAUGACUGACAAUUUAAAAAAUUCUUGUUUGACCAAAUAGUAAACACGUUUGAAGCCA
Molecule: messenger RNA, 3161 nt
Organism: Neomonachus schauinslandi (Hawaiian monk seal)
Lineage: Eukaryota; Metazoa; Chordata; Mammalia; Carnivora; Phocidae
Gene: SLC39A8
Product: solute carrier family 39 member 8
Exons: 9
Coding region: 421-1806 (461 amino acids)
Biological process (GO): zinc ion import across plasma membrane; intracellular zinc ion homeostasis
Cellular component (GO): membrane
Molecular function (GO): zinc ion transmembrane transporter activity
Source: RefSeq, a predicted model, not a curated record